CAAAGUGCUCUUGAAAGUUUUGCUGUUUUAGAACAAAAAAUUGGACUGUCUAGUGAAAUGAUGAAAUUAGCCCAUGUCCGGCUGGACAAAAUGAAGAAGGACAAAAGAGCAGUGAAAAGAAACAAAGAAUGUUUAGAUGAAGCUUGGUUAGAAAUGGAACAAGUGGUCUUCUCUGCAUUUGUUUGUUCGAAAGCCUGUUUGAAAAAAGAAUGUGAUUCCUGCUCCGAGAAACACGAAAUACUGAUUAAGUGUUAUCACUGUAAAAAGCAUUUAUGUGCUGAAUGUGAUUUGGUUCCUCACAUCAACAGUCCUUUCCAUCAAAGAACAGUUUUUUUUACUGAUUUCACAUCAAAACAUCUGUUGUCUCAUGAAUUUGUAGAUCCCAAAAGUGGAAUUAUCUUUCAGAAAGAAAUAGCUGUUCCUGUUUUUAGUCCAAAUUCCUGCCAAAUUUGCAAUCAGACUGGAACUUGUUCCUUGCUACCGGGAUCUAAACCAUGCAUUGUGGUCACUACUCUCUAAGAAAUAUGUCGGAAAAAUAUUUCGAGAUUGUAUCUCGGUAUAUUUUUUCCUAAUUUUACCGACAUAUUUCUCGGAUUUCCCGCAAUUUUUAGCGCCAAAACCACCACAGUCGUGGUUUUCUUUAACCAAGAGUCAAAUCCGACAAGUUAUCUCGGGAUUUGUUUGGAGGUAGAGACGCUUAUGAGUUUCCUUGGAAGGGGGGGGGGUGGCAUCCAUAACAAAGAAAUAAAAGAAUAAGUACCACCAGACCACGGCCUUGGAUUGCAAAAAAAUUCGUGGUCGCAUGUUUGUUAAGGGUAGGCUACAUGGGCAAUAAGUCAGUUAUACUUGGCUACCCACGUCAUUCUAACGUUUACAAGUUAAGUUAUAAUAGAGUUAUUGUUUAUCAUCAUGUUUAACUGCCCCGUGUGUAAGAAAAAUGUGGAAGUUGGUUCGCGUUUAGAUGUUGGGAGACAUAUGCGAAUGCAUAUUCGUACGCUUGAUUAUCCAGUGUCUUUCCCAAUACGGUGUUGCCAACAGAGAUGUCAUUCUAUUUACUCUUCCUUGGAUGCGUUUGUGAAACAUAUGGAUAAAAAGCAUAGCAGACAAUAUAGCAAUAUUGCUCCCGUAGCUAAUGACUGCGAUAACCUUGACGGCUACGUCCCCGAAGGGGAUAAUGGAGACCAUGAAAUGCAAGAAAUGCCGCAUCCGAGUGACAUUGAAUCAGAUAAGUGUUA
Messenger RNA from Daphnia magna, 1235 nucleotides. RefSeq lists its product as uncharacterized. The transcript has 2 exons. The record is from RefSeq and is a predicted model, not a curated record. The coding region runs from base 58 to 519 and encodes 153 amino acids. Lineage: Eukaryota; Metazoa; Arthropoda; Branchiopoda; Diplostraca; Daphniidae.